AUGAAGACACUUGCCCCGCCAGCCCGAGUUUGGAGCCCCGGAGCACCGCGGCUCGGAGCAGCCCGGCGAGCAGUGGGGCACGCGGGGCUCAGCCGCGCGGACCGAGCGGCUCCGGCACCUCCAGCCGCGGGCCUCCGAGGCCGCCGGGGCGCGGUGGCCGCAGCCUCCGGGAAUGCUCGUCGAACCGGCGCGGAGCACAAAGCGGGAGCUCCGCGUCCGUGCGCCAGGCGGCGGGUCCGGCGCUCGGUCCCCGGGCUCCGGGCAAAGGCGGCCGCGCAGAUGCCGGCGGAGACGCUGCCCGCCGCCCGCUCGCGCGCCUCCCACCGCUCGCUCCUCCCGCCGCUCGCUCCGCCCGCCCCGGCCCGCAGCUCCGCCCGGCGCCUGGGUCGGCGAGGCGCGCGCGCGCUCGACUCGUGCUCGGGAGCUCCCGAGAGGCGGCCGCACGACGCAGCCGCGCCACCUCUGUCGCGGUCCGCGUGUCCCUCUGUUUCUUCGCCUCCUUGCUCCCCGCCCCUUCUUCCCGAUCCUCUAGCCGCCGGGAGAGACAAGGGAGCACCCCUCAGCGCGCUGAUUUAGAGGAGCCAGGGUAGAAGGACCGACCCUGGUGGAUGAGCUACGGAUCCUUUUCUCGGCCACCAGCAGCUCUGGAGGGACCCUUAAAAAGAGAGUGGCUUCGGGGUAUGAGGACUGGGUGAGCGCCCGCCUCCUAACACACACGCGCGCUCACACAGACACACAGAGACAGGGUCCUCUAGCUAUCUAACCACACCGACCUCCUCCUCCUCCUGCUGCUGCUGCACUAUGAGGAAGAGCGGACGCCUUGCCACCCAACAGCAGAGUAGAGUGUCGCGGGUGGGCUUUGUUGAGGUGUUCAAGAUGGAUCUAGGCCGUUAAAGAAGAGAGAAUUGGGGAGUGGGCAUCUCAAAGGAUACUCUCAAUCCCUCCAAGACCAACCCACUCUUCCCAACGGCCAAAGAAAUGAACCUCAUCCUGCAAAUGGAGGCUGUAGCUGCUGUGGGAAAACCAUCAGUGCCCAGAAGUCCCAGAAACCCCAGCCCAGUGCUUACCUCAAAGAACUGAGGAUAAGAAACAAACCAACACGUGACUUCAGUGUUGAUCGCCGGCCGUUGGUCAAAGGGUAGAAACCAACUGGAUAUCAACAGCAGAGACAAGAGUAGAGUCAGAGCCUGGACGAGGUCAUCUGUCGAGAGACGCAUGUGGAACCUUCAGGAUCACCAGCAUCAAGUCCAAGGUAAAAGAUCCAGCAAAGGAGACGGAGAGGAAGCCUGAAACAGGAGACAGCCCGGGAGAGUCUGACAUCCCGGAAGACAAGGAAGUGGUUUAAUAGAAAUCCCAUUAAAGUAUCCAUGGUGUAUCUUUAUUAACUGACAAAAUGAUUCUAAGCCACGCCAGAGAAGUGGAGCGUACUCCUGGGAUAAUGGACCAUUCUACCACAUCCUUUCCUUUUUAGCAUUUGAUAUGGAUAUGGUGCUUUUAUGAUCUUGAGAGAGGAAAACAGAAACGUUGCUCUAAAAAAGAAAAACUCUGUUCAUUCUGUCUUCUACAGCAUAAGACCUCCACCUUUUAUCCUGGUGCAUUUCUCUCUGUCACCUUGCUGGCACUCGUGAAUAAAAUUAAUAACAUG
Rattus norvegicus (Norway rat) is the source of this 1645-nucleotide messenger RNA. RefSeq names its product CRACD-like protein. The record is from RefSeq and is a predicted model, not a curated record. Lineage: Eukaryota; Metazoa; Chordata; Mammalia; Rodentia; Muridae.